UAUUUUCUUCCUUCAAAAGAUAUUCAAAUAUCCUUAUUCAUCAUCUUCUUAGCUCUCUCCAACAUAUUCCCUGUGUUUCUUGUUUGCCUGAGUUCUAUGUAAGACCCAUACCUACAGCAACAGAUAUGAUCAAUGUGCGUGUAGAUGGAAACACGACUCCUCUUCUUCUAAUGUGUCGAACAUUGACUGGGAAGAAAGCUACACAAGCAGUAAAUUUUCUUUUGCAAAAGGGAGCUGAUCCAGGUAUCACUGAUGAAUGGGGUCGAUCUCCUUUGAUGGAAGUCAUCAAGUGGCAGAUUAACCAUCCAGACAGUGAAAACCUGGAAGUAAUACGUCUUUUGUUGGAUGCAGGAGCUAAAAUAGAUGUGAAAGAGAGUAGGCUUGGCUUGUCCCCCCUGAUGUAUGCUGCAAUGGGUAGCAACAUAGAAACUUUAAAACUGCUAUUAAAGACAAUCAACAAUAAAGAAAAACUAGCCUCUGUUGUUAACACCACAACAACAAUAGGAUUAACACCCUUACACUUAGUGAUGGUGAGCAAUAACAAUGCUGACACUGUCCUUGAGAUGGUGGAGUUCCUUUUAAAGUGUGGAGCAGACCCUAAUAUUUCUACAACAAAACCAUGUGAGAAGAGCAGGGUAUGGAAAGGAACAAGUCCUCUUCUUCUGGCUUGCAGGACAAUGCUAGGGCAAGUGAAGGGAGCUGUUGACAUCAUCAAAUUGUUGCUGAAGCAUGGGGCUGAUCCAAAUGUUCAAGAUGAAGCAAAAUGUUCAAGCAUAAACACUCCUUUAAAAGAAGCUCUAGAACGUCGGUGUGACAGCAGGUACGUUGAAGACUCUAAAGAAGCAGUCUAUACACUUGUUUCUUCUGGUGCUCAGAGUGAUCUGUGUACUGGCUUUGAACUUACCACCCCUCUUAUUAUUGCUGCUCAGAAUCUAGAUAUUGAAUGUUUACAGAUAUUGUUAUUUAGCAUUGCUGACCCAGCCACCAGAGCAGCCAGUAUCAACACACAGGGUGUUAGAAAGUAUGACACUGCUCUGAUUAGAGCUUGCAGCCAUAGUUUAGAGAAUCCAGAACAGGCAAAAGAAGUUGCGGCCUUGUUAUUAAAGAAUGGUGCAGAUCCCAACCUUGAAGCUAACUUGUUAUUUGACUCAGCCAUUCGAAGUAGUAAUCAUGAACUACUGAACUUGCUGUUGGAUCAUGGAGCUAAAUUAACUUCCAGCAUGAUUUCAUGUCACAUUGAGGAGAGUUUGGAAAUGGUGGAUCAGCUACUUUUAUGGGGGAUAGAUCCAUCUGUUUUCUUGUGUUUUGUUAAUGAGUGUUCAACCAACUGGAUUUUCAAUAAUGUGGUGGACUUACUAGAAAAGUGUCUGAAGUUUUCUGGUAUUACAAGAGAGAUGUACUACCUUGUGAAGCAUAUGGUGGCUAAAGUGUUAAACAGCUGCAUGGAGAGUCCUGAGCUGGAAAGUUUGCUGAUUAAACCAUUUGACAAUGUAAGCAGACUUCAAGACUUGUGCAGAAUAAAGAUCAGACACCAUCUCCAUGCUCUUCACAGUUGUAAGAUUGAAAAUUUUAUUGCAGAGCUUCCAUUACCCCAACAUUUAAAAUCUUAUCUUUCUCAUUCAUUGCUUCAAGGAGAAAUGGGAUUUGUUUGAGGAGUCACUGAGAGGAAUCUCUCCAUGUGAGAGUUUGGAAUAACUGUUGGCUCAGACUUUCGAAAAAACAAAAUGUAUUGAUAUGAGAUAUAGUUUCAUCUGUUUCCAUUAUCUUUGAAGUUAAGUGACAAACAUUUAUGCUUUUCUCUGAAAACAUGAACUAAUCAUUUUUCUGUUAAAAGAUAGAUGCAUGCUAGUUUUACACAAUGGAAAGUUUAAAGUGCACAUUUGUUCUUUUGUAAUAAAUUAAUGCAAACUAAGUCUUUAGAAAAUAAAUGAAUAUUUCCAGUAAUCAAUUUAUGAAUACUUAUUAUAUAUAGUAUUACACCAGGCUUUAAACAUAUAGAAUUGUUUGAAAACAUACAAAUCCAAUGAGUGACUUUAAGCAUACAUACUUGGUGAUGAUUAUAAAGUCAAAAAUCUUUAUACAUACGUUUUUGUAUUUAAUAAAUAUGUGUACUACAUUUCCUUCCCACAGCACUAGCUAUAAUGCAUUAGAAAGAUGUCAUGAAAGUUUAUUGCAUACAGUUAAAAUAGUUUUAUAAAUGUAACUGAUCUUCAUACACUCAGAUUUUUCAAUGAUAUUUAUUAUUGAUA
Messenger RNA from Limulus polyphemus (Atlantic horseshoe crab), 2249 nucleotides. RefSeq names its product ankyrin repeat and SOCS box protein 3-like. Gene Ontology annotation, molecular function: protein binding. The record is from RefSeq and is a predicted model, not a curated record. Bases 126 to 1652 code for a protein of 508 amino acids. Gene Ontology annotation, cellular component: cytoplasm; nucleus. Gene Ontology annotation, biological process: intracellular signal transduction. NCBI's taxonomy places the organism in Eukaryota, Metazoa, Arthropoda, Merostomata, Xiphosura, Limulidae. The transcript has 9 exons.